Dipodomys ordii (Ord's kangaroo rat) is the source of this 939-nucleotide messenger RNA. RefSeq lists its product as uncharacterized. The record is from RefSeq and is a predicted model, not a curated record. Gene Ontology annotation, cellular component: endoplasmic reticulum; endoplasmic reticulum-Golgi intermediate compartment; Golgi apparatus. The coding region runs from base 1 to 939 and encodes 312 amino acids. NCBI's taxonomy places the organism in Eukaryota, Metazoa, Chordata, Mammalia, Rodentia, Heteromyidae. Gene Ontology annotation, molecular function: monosaccharide binding; glucosamine 6-phosphate N-acetyltransferase activity. The transcript is spliced from 6 exons. Gene Ontology annotation, biological process: UDP-N-acetylglucosamine biosynthetic process.
AUGAAAGGACGGUUCCCGGCUGUGGCGCCGGUGGAGGUGGCGCUGCCUCUGCAGCCGGAUCCAGAUCCGGAUCCGGUGCUGUGGAGCCCGGAGGGGGAAGCGUCCGACGCGCCUGGAGGGGAGCGCCGACUGCGGGGCCCGGCGGCGGGUCGUACUGGAAAGAUGAAACCUGAUGACACUCCUAUGUUUGACCCAAGUCUACUCAAAGAAGUGGACUGGAGUCAGAAUACAGCUACAUUUUCUCCAGCUAUUUCUCCAACACACCCUGGAGAAGGCUUGGUUUUGAGGCCUCUUUGUACUGCUGACUUAAAUAGAGGUUUUUUUAAAGUACUGGGCCAGCUGACAGAGACUGGAGUUGUCAACCCUGAGCAAUUUAUGAAAUCUUUUGAGCGUAUGAGGAAAUCUGGGGACUAUUAUGUUACAGUUGUAGAAGAUGUGACCCUAGGACAGAUUGUCGCUACAGCAACUCUGAUAAUAGAACAUAAAUUCAUCCAUUCCUGUAUGAUGAUACUAAACUUAUUGUGGCUGGUGACAGCAUCUGGAAUAGAGGCCAAAUAUGGCCUGGUUUUGGGAAAGUCAAUGAAGCACACAUACCAAGUGGUCUCUAUUCCAGAUUUGCAGUCUGAAGCUGCUGCAUCCCAGAUGUAUGAUUGUGGCUCUUCCUGCUCCGGCACUACCCCUGUAUUCCUAAUGGGGGCCAUUGGGUCUCCUUUCACCUGCUGUUGGAUUUUACAGUCCACUUACAUCCUAUCGACACAUCAGCAUGUUCUGCUGCAACCAGGCACGUUGGCAAUCCGGGAGCUGCGCCAGCUUCAUUCUGUUCACAGGUUCACAUUCGGUCCCCCUGUAGCAGUCCCUCCUUGUACCCUGCCUUCCAAUGAUGCUAUCACUGAAGGUCACAAGCUAUCUUUCAGCAGUGCCUGUUUAUAUCCUCUCUAG